Molecule: messenger RNA, 1044 nt
Organism: Kickxella alabastrina
Lineage: Eukaryota; Fungi; Kickxellomycota; Kickxellomycetes; Kickxellales; Kickxellaceae
Product: isoprenoid synthase domain-containing protein
Exons: 1
Coding region: 1-1044 (347 amino acids)
Biological process (GO): trans, trans-farnesyl diphosphate biosynthetic process
Cellular component (GO): cytoplasm
Molecular function (GO): (2E,6E)-farnesyl diphosphate synthase activity; dimethylallyltranstransferase activity
Source: RefSeq, a predicted model, not a curated record
AUGGCCACCACCCACAAAGAGUUUGUCGACUUCUUCCCCCAGCUCACAGAGGAUGUUCUUUCCGAGCUCCCGGCCUUCGGCGCCUCCCCCGAGAUGAUCGCCCGCAUCAAGUACAUGAUCGAGUACAACGUGCUCGGCGGCAAGAUGAACCGCGGCCUCUCCGUAGUCGACACUGUGAAGAUCGUGCGCAAAGAGACCGAGCUCCCAGCGGCCAUCAACGAGAAAGCCAUGGUUCUCGGCUGGGCAGUCGAAUGGCUGCAGGCCUUCUUCCUCGUCGCCGACGAUAUCAUGGAUGAGUCGCCCACGCGCCGUGGACAGCCCGCCUGGUACCGCAAGCCCGAAGUCGGUAUUGUUGCCAUCAACGACUCAUUCAUCCUGGAGUCGUGCAUCUACCGGUUGCUCAAAAAGUACUUCCGCUCGGAGCCCUACUACAUUGAUAUUAUUGAGCUGUUGCAUGAGACUUCCUACCAGACGGAGCUCGGCCAGAUGGUCGACCUGCUGACUGCCCCCGAGAACGACGUCAACCUGGACCGCUUCUCUAUUGAGAAGCACAGGUAUAUUGUGGAAUACAAGACCUCUUACUACUCGUUCUACCUCCCCGUUGCCCUGGCUCUGCUGAUGACCGGGACGCCAGCGGAGUCGCCUGUGUUCCAGGUUGCCAAGGAUAUUCUGAUUCCCCUGGGUGUCUACUUCCAGAUCCAGGACGACUACCUGGACUGCUAUGGCAACCCCGCGGUCAUUGGAAAGAUCGGCACAGAUAUUGAGGACAACAAGUGCUCGUGGCUGGUCGUCCAGGCGCUUGAUCGCGUCACGCCGAAGCAGCGCAAGCUGCUGAACGAUAACUAUGGCCGCAAGACCCCGGCUGUGCACGCGCAGCGCGUUAAGAAGCUGUACAAGGAGCUGGAUAUUGAGAAGGUCUACAAGACUUACGAGGAUAGGGCUAUUGCUGAGCUGGAGGAUAGGAUCAACAAUAUUGAUGAGUCGCUUGUGCCCAAACAGGUGUUCACUGCGUUCCUUAACAAGGUUGCCAAGCGCACCAAGUAA